Messenger RNA from Biomphalaria glabrata, 2147 nucleotides. RefSeq names its product putative OPA3-like protein CG13603. The record is from RefSeq and is a predicted model, not a curated record. Lineage: Eukaryota; Metazoa; Mollusca; Gastropoda; Planorbidae. Gene Ontology annotation, biological process: regulation of lipid metabolic process. The transcript is spliced from 2 exons. The coding region runs from base 95 to 616 and encodes 173 amino acids. Gene Ontology annotation, cellular component: mitochondrion.
GGUUUUUUCCAAGUAAACACAAAGUGAAUCACACGAAUCACUCAACCUGAGAUGGUGAAACGAAAUUUAAUGUGACCUUAGCCUUAAGAAUGAAAUGGCACCUUUUCCAUUAAUAAAACUAGGAUAUCUUGCGAUUAGGCAAAUUAGUAAACCUAUUGCAAAUGCUAUUAAAAGAAGGGCCAAAACUCAUCCAUUUUUCAGAAAAUAUAUUUGCAUGCCACCCGCUCAGUUUUAUCACUGGUGUGAGGUAAACAUACAACUUCGACUCAUGGGAUUAGGGAAAACUAAGAAUUUUCAAAGAAUGCCAGACAAAGAUGCUAUUGAGCUUGGUGGUGAGAUGCUUGGUGAAUUCAUUGUAUUUGGAAUGGCUUGUCUUGUUGUUGUAGCAGAAUAUACAAGGGGUGCUAGGAAAGAAGCAGCCAAAGAGGAAAGUCUCAGACAAGAAAAAGAAACUAUCAAUUUAAAACUGGAACAAUUGUUUAGUAUAACAGAGGUUCAAGAAAAUCAGAUCAGAGAACUGCAGAGAUGUGUAGAUAAUUUGACUUUAGAGAAAGAGAAGACUUCUGAAAAAUCUAAUAGUACUAAUAGUAGUUUAAAGAAAAGACUUCUAGGAUAACAAAAUAGACAUUAAUGUAAAAUGUGAAAACUAGGAUUUGUAUGAAUGUACUUUCUGAUUUCUAAUGGCCAUCUUAAUUGUUUCUACACACUUCCCAUAUAUGUACAAUCUCAGUAUAUUAUUGUUUAGAUUUCAGCCUGUAAUAGAGAUCGUUUUGUUGAACUGUGGUAUUUAUAUUGAAAUAAUACAAUUCAAUACACAUUAUUGAAAUAAUAGAACUCCACAUGCAGUAUUGUUUUAUUACAAUUGUUUCUUGCAAUGAUAUUUUCAGAGCAAAGUACAUAAUGUUAGCUAGCAUUUCAUAAAAAAUGUAAUAUUAAUAUCUACCUACAAAAAUAAAUUGUAUACAGAGAAAUUAUUGUCAGAACAAAAAAAGAAAAAUAACUCCACAGUCCCACGUAGGCAUAUUUAAUAAAGGAAACUUGUGUUUGAAAUAUCAAUAAAUCACAUUGUACCAACUGAAAUAUUGCCAUGUUCCCCUUGGAUUUUAUAUUUUUUCUAAGGAUAAUAUUAGUGUAAUAGGCUACAUCAAUUUUUAAAUAUUUUAGCAUCCAAGAAGCUCAAUACAUGAGAGGCAUUAAAUUUGUUUGCUGUUUAAAUGCUUUACAGUCAAAACAUGUUCUCUUACAAGGCUUUGUCAUCUAUAUCAAUAAAGUAGAAAAAGGGGUGCUGUUGUGGUAUGAAAACUAUUUUUAAAAGCAUCAUUUUGUGUAACUAUAUCAUUUUUUUUAAACAAAGGUGUACCUAUUGAUUUCCAUUGUUGAUUCAGACUUUGGUAAAAUAAUCAGAUGAAAGAAAUAUUGCUUUCAUCUUUUCUGGUAAAAUAAUCAGUUGAAAGAAACAUUGCUUUCAUCUAUAAGAAAAUUGUUUUUAUUACAACUGAAAUUAUCAGAGCAUUAGAAUUUAUGUUAGGCUCAUAUAAACAUAAUACACCUAUUGAACAUUAAAAUUUAAUUGAAUAUUAAUACCGUACAAGUUGAAUCUUAAUGAAUAUUUUUUUAUUUUGCAAUGUUGAUUAUUUAACACCUUACAGUUUACAACACGUCUUCCAAAGAUGUACUUUCAGUUAACAUUAUAAAUACCAGUAUGAGAACUUUUCAAUCUUGUAAUGAAAUCAAUGUUACCAAAAUGACUUUAUAGAAGCACAUUUUGCUGCUUUCUGAAAGCUGGCUACUGCCCAUAACACCAUUGCCAACUAAAAGAAACUUCAACUAUCUUAAUAAUUUUUUAUUUUUUUUUUGUUAUCAUGCAUUUCAUCAUGACCUACAUUUUUGUUGGUGAAUAAGCCAUUGUGAGGCUUCAAUAUUUAUUUCUUACUUUAAAAUGUGCAUUGAGCAUGGUAUACAUUGAGACUGAGUAAUAAAUAGAAUGAUUGGAGUGAGUGUUUAUAUAUUUAUAAGACAUAAAUGUUUUUUUUAUGUCAUCAUCCAUGUGAUCCAUGAUUGCUUAUAGUAUAAAAUACUGUUUAUAUAUGUGCCUCAAUUUGAUUUGUAUAUUCUAAGAUAUGCAAUAGAUACAUUUAAAAUGUCAA